ACACGCCCAGCAAGUUUGUGCAGAGACACUGUGGAAGUAGAGGUAGAAGUGCCUGGUGCCCUUUAGUUUUACUCGCCUUUACUUUGACGUUAAGCUGGCGAGCACUCUUUUUUGUACUUCUCUAGUUCACUGUUCAUUUUGUCUGCACAGCAAUGCCAGUUAAGAAUAGGAAAGUGGCUCUAAUGGGAUUCAGAGCUGUUGGGAAGUCAUCUCUGACCAUCCAAUUUGUUGAAAAUCAUUUUGUAGAUUCAUACGAUCCAACUAUUGAGAAUACAUUUCAAAAGUCCGUAUCUUACAAAGGACAAGAUUAUUUAAUUAAUGUUGUAGAUACAGCCGGUCAGGACGAAUAUUCUAUAUUUCCUCGCUCAUACACAGUUGAUGUUGAUGGCUACCUUCUAGUGUAUUCAGUUACUUCAAUGAAGAGUUUUGACACAGUUAAGGUAAUCCGUGAUAAGUUACUGGAUCAAAGUGGAACAACAAACAUUCCAUUAGUUCUUGUUGGUAAUAAAACUGAUUUACACAUGCAAAGAGUCAUAUCAACAGAAAUGGGUAAGAAACUAGCAGCCGAUUGGAAAGCGUCUUUUGUUGAGUGCUCAGCAAAACAAAAUGAGGGCGUUGAAGAGAUAUUUCAAAAAAUAUUACAGCAGGUGGAACAGGUACAAGGGAAUGAUCCUGAGAGUGGCUGUACUAUAUUGUAAUUACAUGCACAAAAUUAUGACUGGCUUUCUAUUGCUGUCUCUCUCUCUCCCUCCCUCCCUCUCCCUCUCUCUCUUUC
This is a messenger RNA of Amphimedon queenslandica, 775 nucleotides long. RefSeq names its product GTP-binding protein Rheb homolog. Bases 153 to 698 code for a protein of 181 amino acids. Gene Ontology annotation, biological process: signal transduction. NCBI's taxonomy places the organism in Eukaryota, Metazoa, Porifera, Demospongiae, Haplosclerida, Niphatidae. The transcript is spliced from 8 exons. Gene Ontology annotation, cellular component: membrane. Gene Ontology annotation, molecular function: GTPase activity; GTP binding. The record is from RefSeq and is a predicted model, not a curated record.